This is a messenger RNA of Molossus molossus (Pallas's mastiff bat), 2973 nucleotides long. RefSeq names its product vascular cell adhesion molecule 1 (gene VCAM1). Bases 75 to 2288 code for a protein of 737 amino acids. Lineage: Eukaryota; Metazoa; Chordata; Mammalia; Chiroptera; Molossidae. Gene Ontology annotation, biological process: cell-cell adhesion. The record is from RefSeq and is a predicted model, not a curated record. Gene Ontology annotation, molecular function: integrin binding. The transcript has 9 exons. Gene Ontology annotation, cellular component: membrane.
GCUCUCCCGCGCACUCAGCUGGGACGGAGGCAGGGCUUUGGCACCCGAAUUUCCCAUCACAGCAGCAACUUAAAAUGUCUGGGAAGAUGGUGGUCUCUGGGGCUUCACAUCUACUUUGGAUGGUGUUUGCGGCUUCUCAAGCUUUUAAAAUCGAGAUCUUGCCCGAAUCCCCAGUUAUGGCCCAGAUCGGUGCCUCGGUUUCACUGACUUGCAGCACGACGGGCUGCGAGGCCCCGUCUUUCUCCUGGAGGACCCAGAUAGACAGCCCUCUGAACGGGAAGGCGAGGACCACGGGGAACACGUCCACGCUGACCAUGGACCCCGUCAGCUUUGGGAACGAGCACUCUUACCUGUGCACCGCCACCUGCGGCUCCGAGAAAGCAGAGAGAGGAAUCAGGGUGCAGCUCUACUCUUUCCCAACGGACCCAGAGAUUCAUCUGAGUGGCCUUCUGGAGGUUGGACAGCCGGUCACAGCCACAUGCCUGGUCCCUGAUGUUUACCCAUUCGAUCGGCUGGAGAUUGCUUUGCUGAAGGACAACCGUCUCUUGAAAAAUCAGGAAUUUCUGGAGCCUAUGGAGGGAAAGUCCCUGCAAACCAAGAGUUUGGAAGUGACCUUCACUCCUACCAGGGGGGAUAUUGGGAAAGCGCUUGUUUGCCGAGCUGCGUUACACGUUGAGGUGGACGAGGAGCUCCGAGAAAGGGCGGCCAGGAAAGAACUGGAGGUGUACAUCUCACCCAAGAACACCACUGUCUCUGUGAGUCCCUCCACGAGGCUGCAAGAAGGUGGCUCUGUGACAAUGACCUGUACCAGUGAGGGGCUCCCAGCGCCGCGGAUUUUCUGGAGCAAGAAGUUAGAGCAUGGGGCCCUACAGCCCCUUUUGGAAAAUGCGACUCUCACUUUAAUUGCCAUGAGGCUGGAAGAUUCUGGAAUUUAUGUGUGUGCAGGAAGGAAUCUGGUUGGGGAGGACACCAAAGAGGUGGAGCUGCUUGUUCAAGAAAAACCGUUUACUGUUGAGAUCUCCCCUGGACCCCAGGUGGCUGCUCAGAUUGGCGACUCCGUCAUGCUGACAUGCAGGGUCAGGGGCUGCGAGUCCCCGUCUUUCUCCUGGAGGACCCAGAUAGACAGCCCUCUGAGCGGGAAGGCGAGGAGCGCGGGGACCACGUCCACGCUGACUCUGAGUCCCGUGAGUUUUGAGAACGAACAUUCUUACCUGUGCACCGCGACCUGUGGACCUAAGAAACUGGAGAAGGGGAUCAAGGUGGACCUCUACUCAUUCCCUCGAGACCCAGAAAUGGAGGUGAGCGGUGCGUUAGUGAGUGGAAACCCGGUCACAGUAAGCUGCCAGGUUCCUGAUGUUUACCCACUGGACCGGCUGGAGAUGCAGCUCUUGAAGGGGGAGAGCGUUAUGAAGAAUAAAAACUUUUUGGAGGACGUGGAUAAGAAAUCCCUAGAGACUGGGAGUUUGGAAAUGACCUUCAUCCCCUCCACUGAAGACAGCGGCGAAGUUCUCGUUUGUCGGGCUCGGUUACAUAUCGAUGAGCUGGAAUCUGAACCCAAACAACGGCAGAGCACACAGACGCUUCGUGUUGACAUUGCCCCCAGGAACGCAACCAUCCUGGUCAGCCCCUCCUCCACCCUGGAGGAAGGUCGUUCUGUGACUAUGACCUGCUCUAGUGAUGGCCUCCCAGCUCUGAGAAUACGGUGGAGCAGGCAACUUAAAAAUGGACAUCUGCAGUUUCUUUCUGAGAAUGCAACUCUCACCUUAACGUCUACAAAAAGGGAAGAUUCUGGCAUUUAUGUGUGUGAAGGGAGUAGCCAGGCUGGAAUAAGCAGAAAAGAAGUUGAAUUAAUUAUCCAUGUUGCUCCAAAAGACAUGCAACUUAUCGCUUCUCCUUCUGAGAAUGUCAAGGAAGGAGACACUGUCAUUAUCUCCUGUACCUGUGGAAAUCUUCCCAAAGCGUGGAUAAUCCUGAAGAAAAAGGCUGAGACGGGAGACACCGUGCUCAAGUCCAUAGAGGGCGCGUACACCAUCCGCAAGGCCCAGUUAGAGGAUGCAGGAGUGUACGAGUGUGAAUCUAAAAACGAGCUUGGCUCGCUGUCCAGAAGGAUAACACUUGAUGUUAAAGGAAGAGAAAGUAACAAGGACUAUUUUUCCCCUGGGCUUCUUGUGCUCUAUUGUGUGUCCUCCUUAAUCAUACCUGCUAUCGGGAUGAUCAUUUACUUUGCAAGAAAAGCCAACAUGAAGGGGUCCUACAGUCUUGUAGAAGCAGAGAAAUCGAAAGUGUAGCUGACGUUUGAAAUGUUUGACCAGAGACGCCGUUUAUCAGUCCAAAGCCUUCACACCACUCCACGAGCGAAACAGCAAACUGGAGUCCAGGUGUCCUGGGAUGCAGAGAACUCUUGGGACGAAGUGGCUGCCUGCACUUCUGGCUGUGACAAGAAGACCAGUGAAACUUUCUGCCUCGGACAUGAGCACUGGAGUCGUCCCUUGAUGUGUAUAUACAGUCACAUGAUCUGUACAUAUGUAAAAUAGAAUUACGGCCUGGCGAGCCUGCUUGGGAUAGCAGCACGUGUGGUGAGAGCUCUCAAAAACUAAACACUGUCUCCUGGACUGAGUGUUCUAACUUAAUGCAUCUUAGAAAAAUUUAACAUUGAUAUUGACUGGCAGCUGACCUCCAUCAUUUUAUAUUUUACUUCCUGUAACAAACUUUCAUUCCUACCAAGUUCACGGACAACAACUUCAUGUUUGAACAAAUGCCAGGGUUUUAUAUUUUUACAGGCAAAUGAUAAACCAAGAGGGCGCGGGGUUGACUUUCAGGUACUAAGCGCUUCCACAUGUGGUGCAGCGGUGGGCUGGUUCCUCUGGACGGUACUGUGUGGUACGGAGACGUUUCAUGAUGUUGUUUGUUCACGCUCUUGCGCAACUUUCCCUGUGGGACCUAAUCAUGCAACGUCUUUUGAUCUUCUUUUGU